AUGAGGCUUCUAUUCCUUUUCUUCCUCCUCCUCAUUCUCUUACACCUCCAUAUCUCUACUUCCUCCGCUCGCGUAUUGUCCGAAUCCCAAGCUCUCCUCUCCCUCAAAUCCGCCGUCACCGACGAUCCAGAAUCCGCCCUCACCGCCUGGAACUCUUCGGCCGCAGUCUGCACUUGGCCCGGAGUCACGUGCGACUUCUCCCGCCGUCACGUGACCUCCGUCGACCUCUCCGGCCUCAACCUCUCCGGUACCCUCUCGCCUGACGUCGCCCACCUCAGGUACCUCCAGAACCUCUCACUCGCCGCCAAUCAGUUCUCCGGCCCUAUCCCGCCGCAGCUCUCCGCCGUUUCCGGCCUCCGUCUCCUCAAUCUCUCCAACAAUGUCUUCAAUGGCACUUUCCCCAAUCAGCUCGCCCAGCUCAAGAAUCUCCAGGUUCUCGACCUGUACAACAACAAUAUGACCGGCGACUUGCCGCUGACCGUCACUGAAAUGCCCAAUCUCCGCCACUUGCACCUGGGAGGCAACUUCUUCGCCGGGAAAAUCCCGUCGGAGUACGGAAGGUGGCAGUUCAUCGAGUACCUUGCGGUCUCCGGUAACGAGCUGGUCGGGAGUAUUCCGCCGGAGCUGGGGAACUUAACCACCCUGCAGCAGCUCUACAUUGGGUACUACAAUAGCUACGAAGGCGGUCUUCCGGCUGAGAUCGGGAACUUGUCCGACUUGGUCCGUUUCGACGCCGCUAAUUGCGGGUUAUCCGGCGAGAUACCGCCGGAAAUCGGGAGGUUACAGAAGCUGGACACAUUGUUCCUUCAAGUGAACGGCCUUUCAGGACCACUGACGCCGGAGCUGGGCAAGUUAAAGAGCUUGAAAUCCAUGGAUUUGUCCAACAACAUGCUCCAAGGGGAGAUUCCACCGGCUUUCGCUGAACUCAAGAACUUGACCCUCCUCAAUCUCUUCAGAAACAAGCUCCAUGGCGCCAUUCCGGAGUUCAUCGGCGAGAUGCCCCAGCUUGAGGUGUUGCAGCUCUGGGAGAACAACUUCACCGGAAGCAUUCCUCAAGGUUUGGGCAGUAAUGGCAGGCUCUCGAUUCUGGAUCUUUCUUCCAACAAGCUCACUGGAACUCUGCCUCCCGAUCUCUGUAAUGGUAAUCGCUUACAGACUCUGAUUACUCUCAGCAACUUCCUCUUCGGGCCGAUCCCGGUAUCGCUAGGAAAAUGCGAGUCGCUGAGUCGAAUUCGAAUGGGGGAAAAUUUCUUGAACGGAUCCAUACCAAGUGGUCUUUUAGGGUUGCCGGAGCUUACCCAAGUGGAGCUUCAAGACAAUCUAUUGACCGGAGAGUUUCCCGUUACUACCGAUGCUGUAGCCAUGAAUCUUGGCCAAAUCAGUCUCUCCAACAAUCAGCUCUCUGGGCCAUUACCUCCGACUAUCGGCAACUUCUCCGGUGUUCAGAAGUUGCUUCUCGAUGGAAAUCAGUUCAAGGGUUCAAUCCCUUCAGAGAUCGGAAAGCUACAGCAGCUCUCGAAGAUGGAUUUCAGCCAUAACAAGUUAUCAGGGCCAAUAGCACCUGAGAUCAGUCAAUGUAAGCUGCUGACGUUCGUGGAUCUGAGUCGAAACCAACUCUCCGGUGAGAUUCCGACUGAGAUUACAGCGAUGAGGAUCUUGAACUACCUGAAUGUAUCGAGAAACAAUCUCAUCGGCAGCAUUCCUCCACCCAUUUCCACCAUGCAGAGCUUAACAUCUGUUGAUUUCUCUUACAACAAUCUCUCUGGUUUAGUCCCUGGUACUGGUCAAUUUAGCUACUUUAACUACACUUCCUUUCUGGGUAAUCCGGAUCUCUGCGGUCCUUACUUGGGUCCUUGCAAAGACGGGGUCCUUGCAAAUGCAACCCACCAACCACAUGCUAAAGGCCCACUCUCUGCUUCUCUGAAGCUCUUGCUGGUUAUUGGUUUGCUUGUAUGCUCCAUUGCCUUUGCAGUUGCUGCAAUCAUCAAGGCAAGAUCAUUGAAGAAGGCUAGUGACUCUCGUGCCUGGAAACUGACUGCAUUCCAGCGCCUAGACUUCACUGUCGACGAUGUUUUGGACUGCUUGAAAGAAGAUAAUAUUAUUGGGAAAGGCGGUGCUGGGAUAGUCUACAAAGGUUCUAUGGCAAGUGGUGAUCAUGUUGCUGUCAAGAGACUCCCAGCAAUGAGCCGGGGGUCUUCUCAUGAUCAUGGGUUCAAUGCUGAGAUUCAAACUUUGGGGAGGAUAAGGCACAGGUAUAUUGUCAGGUUAUUGGGAUUCUGUUCCAAUCACGAGACCAAUCUUUUGGUUUACGAGUAUAUGCCCAAUGGAAGUUUAGGCGAAGUUCUUCAUGGCAAGAAAGGUGGUCAUUUGCAUUGGACUACAAGAUACAGAAUUGCUGUUGAGGCUGCAAAGGGGCUUUGCUACCUUCACCAUGAUUGUUCCCCUUUGAUUGUUCAUCGUGAUGUGAAAUCAAACAACAUCCUUUUGGACUCCAGUUUCGAAGCUCAUGUUGCUGAUUUUGGCCUCGCUAAGUUCCUGCAAGAUUCUGGAACGUCUGAGUGCAUGUCUGCAAUUGCUGGAUCUUAUGGAUACAUCGCCCCAGAGUAUGCCUACACGUUGAAGGUUGACGAGAAGAGCGAUGUAUACAGCUUCGGCGUGGUCCUGCUGGAGCUCGUCACAGGCAGGAAACCGGUGGGAGAGUUCGGUGAUGGUGUGGACAUUGUCCAAUGGGUUCGGAAGAUGACCGAUUCGAACAAGGAAGGCGUUCUGAAAGUGUUAGACCCUCGCCUCUCAACUGUUCCUCUCCAUGAGGUCAUGCACGUGUUCUAUGUUGCAAUGCUGUGUGUCGAGGAGCAGGCUGUGGAGAGGCCGACGAUGAGGGAAGUUGUGCAGAUUCUGACCGAGCUUCCUAAGCCACCGGGUUUCAAACAAGCUGCUGCGGCAACUGAGUCAUCCACGGUCACUGACUCGCCACAGUCGACUUCAAGUUUGGACUCUCCAAUUGCAGCUAUAGGUAAGGAAUCAAAAGAGCAGCAGCAGCAGCCACCUCAGUCUCCACCGCCGGAUCUUCUCAGCAUUUGA
Molecule: messenger RNA, 3081 nt
Organism: Linum trigynum
Lineage: Eukaryota; Viridiplantae; Streptophyta; Magnoliopsida; Malpighiales; Linaceae
Source: the annotation of a GenBank genome assembly